This is a messenger RNA of Nilaparvata lugens (brown planthopper), 2312 nucleotides long. Its product is annotated as phosphatidylinositol 4-phosphate 5-kinase type-1 alpha-like. The record is from RefSeq and is a predicted model, not a curated record. Gene Ontology annotation, molecular function: phosphatidylinositol kinase activity. Gene Ontology annotation, biological process: phosphatidylinositol metabolic process. NCBI's taxonomy places the organism in Eukaryota, Metazoa, Arthropoda, Insecta, Hemiptera, Delphacidae. Bases 434 to 1915 code for a protein of 493 amino acids. The transcript has 2 exons.
GAAUAUUUUACCGCCUGAGUUGGAAAUGGUUGCAAUGCCUUCUAGAUCUAUCACUUGCAGAAGCGUUUGCAAAAGGAUUUUAGGUUAUGUUUCCUUUUUCAAUUUUCAAGUGGUUUGGGUCUGGGCGUCAGGGCCUGGGAAAUUUUCUCAUAUUGCGAAACGUCAGCAGGUCAGCUGAUGGAAAAGCAGGAAAAUAUCUUUGAAAACCCUGUUAGGUUAUAGUUGAGCUCUGUGUUACUUAAAUAUUUAAUAUAGUUUAAUUUUUUAAUAACGGCCUCAAGUAUUGUUCAAAUUACGUGUUUUUUACUACUCAAGAAACCCCGUCGUUAAUUAAUUAAUAUUUUGUGAUAAUUGGUAUUUUAGGGUUUGUGAAAAUAGGGUAGUGGGUAUCUAGCUCGAAAAGUGUGGGAGUAAAUCAGAAAUUUCAUUGAAUAUGGCGAUAAGUGCUAGUGUAAAAGUGGAUUUGGGAGAGAAUUCCAAACUGAAAACAGCUAAAUUAGAGGAUAUAUCUGUUUGGAUUGUGGAAGACCGUGAUACCGAUGAUCAAGUGUUUGAAUCAAAGGAUGAUGACAACUUAGCAAAGCCAGGCUCUUCAGCAGAUCAAGUUGAAUAUGUUUUCCAUUCAAAAGGAUCCAAGAUGGAAAAAGAGAGGAAAAUUGGUCAUCGUCGUGUUGGAGUAGGAGGUGAGGUAACGUACAAGCGAAUUCAAACAACACAAAUCAUGGGCUCAAUUCAACUUGGUAUACAACACACCGUGGGAGGAUUGGUUUCCAAGCCAGAGCGUGACAUAUUAAUGCAAGAUUUUAUGACUGUAGAGAUAAUAAGCUUCAACCCUAAAGGCUCAAAUAACACUCCUGCUCAUCCAUAUCAGGAGUUUGUUUUCAAAACUUACGGACCAAAUGCAUUUAGAUAUUUUCGUGAUUUAUUCGGAAUCCGGCCUGAUGAUUUUCUAGUAUCGUUUUGUAGCUCAGUACUGCGAGAAUUGUCUAAUCCGGGAGCAAGUGGUUCAAUAUUUUACAUGACUGCAGACGACAAAUUCAUAUUGAAAACUAUCCAGAAUAAAGAAGGAAAAUUCCUACAAAAAUUGCUUCCAGGAUAUUAUAUGAAUCUCAAUCAGAAUCCCAGAACAUUGUUACCCAAAUUCUUCGGCCUAUAUUGUUAUCAAUGUAAAACUAAAAACAUAAGAAUGGUUGCAAUGAACAAUCUUCUUCCAUCAUCUGUUGUUCUUCAUCAAAAGUAUGAUUUGAAAGGUUCAACGUAUAAGAGAAAAGCUUCCAAAAGCGAAAGACAGAAAAAAAUUCCAACCUACAAAGACCUUGACUUUAUGGAGCAUCAUUCUGAGGGCAUAUUUUUGGAUGCAGAAAUCUACAACAGUUUGUUCAAAACUAUACAGAGGGAUUGCCGGGUACUGGAGAGCUUUCAUAUAAUGGAUUACAGCCUUUUGAUUGGUGUUCAUAAUUUGGAUGAGGCUGAGAAAGAGAAGGAUGUGAAGGAACAUACGAGGAAGAAGACGGACAGUGGAGAUGAUACUGAUGAUGAUAAAUCUGAAAAGUCGAGUUUGACGGGGAGUGUCGUACAUCAGAGGCUGUCGUACGUUGCAUCAUCAGGCAGCAAACACCCUAGCAUGGAUGACGAACUUCUUCCAGGUGGUAUACCUGCCAAAAAUGCCAAAGGAGAAAGACUGAUUCUUUUUAUAGGUAUCAUCGAUAUUUUACAAAGCUAUCAUCUGAAGAAAAAACUGGAACAUGCAUGGAAAUCGCUCAUACAAGAUGGAGAUACGGUUUCUGUAGUGAGACCAAAUUUCUAUUCUCAACGUUUCCAGGAUUUCAUGUCCAAAAAAGUUUUCAAAAAAGGUGUUCCAACGCCUAAAAAUUCACCACCUCCAAGGCGCCGAGCUAAUGUCAACUGCCCUUGAAUCUCGUCUGUCAGGAGAAAUAUCCAAACAUAGAAAAUGUUGUCACUCCGUACUUGGAUAUUUCUCACUAAAUAGGAAAAAACUGUGAAAUCCACAAGACACUUGAGUGUUGAGUGUUGUGCGCGUCCAUAUUAAAAUUCGAUGUUACCAAAUUCCACCCAAUUUUUUUUAUUCGCUGUUGAUAAACUUUUAAACUGAUUGAUUUAUAAAGCUUGAAUCAAUAUCCACUUAGUUAGAACCAGUUAUUUGAACAGAUACUUAGUCAUAAAAGCAGCUAGACUGGCUGUAGAUUAUCAAAGAAAAUUCCGGAAAGACAUUUUCAUUGAUCUCAAUUGCUAUCGUCGAUGGGGACACAAUGAAUUGGACGAUCCCACUUUUACAAAUCCAAUGCUCUAUA